Messenger RNA from Arabis nemorensis, 2025 nucleotides. The record is from the annotation of a GenBank genome assembly. Lineage: Eukaryota; Viridiplantae; Streptophyta; Magnoliopsida; Brassicales; Brassicaceae.
AUGGCUCAAGGAAUGCAUCUGAUCUGGAUGAUCUUCUGUUUUCAUCUGAUUUGCAUCUCAAGUCAACAAGAGACAGGGUUUAUCUAUAAUGGUUUUGGCCAAGCAGACCUUUAUACCGACGGGGUCGCCAAAAUUCUUCCCAACCGACUGUUGCAGUUGACGGAUGGUACCGGACAGAAAAUGGGUCAUGCCUUCUUCAAGAAGCCGUUUGAGUUCAAUUCAUCUGAAUCACUCUCUUUCUCAACACAUUUUGUGUGUGCGCUGGCUCCUAAGCCAGGAUUUAUUGGUGGUCAUGGUAUUGCCUUUGUUUUAUCUGCCUCCAUGGAUCUCACGCAGGCAGAUGCAACACAGUUCCUGGGACUUUUUAACAUCUCAACUCAAGGAUCCCCCUCUUCUCAUCUAGUUGCUGUUGAGCUAGAUACUGCCCUCAGCGCUGAGUUCGAUGACAUCGAUGCCAAUCAUGUUGGAAUCGAUGUCAAUAGCCUUAUGUCUAUCGCAUCCACUCCAGCUGCUUACUUUUCCGAGAUAGAAGGUAAGAACAAAAGCAUAAAGCUUCUGAGUGGAGAGCCUAUUCAAGUCUGGGUGGACUACGGAGGAAGUGUACUUAAUGUUUCACUGGCCCCUCUUAAAAUUCAGAAGCCAAGUCAGCCUCUUUUGUCAAGAUCCAUCAACCUUUCAGAAACUUUUCCAGAUAAAAAGUUGUUUAUUGGGUUCUCUGGAGCAACCGGGACAUUGAUCAGCUACCAAUACAUACUCGGGUGGAGUUUUAGCAGUAACAGGGUGUCAUUGCAGGCCCUGGAUGUCACUAAACUUCCUGGAGUUCCUUCUCAUAGAGCUAAAAAUAAGAGACCAACAGAACUGCUUAUUGUUCUGCUCAUAUCACUGGCAGUCAUAGUGUUUUUGGCUCUUGGAGCAGCUUAUGUCUACAGGAGAAGGAAAUUUGCAGAAGUAAAAGAGGAAUGGGAAAAGGAAUAUGGUCCCCACCGUUUUUCCUAUAAAGCUCUGUACAAUGCAACGAACGGGUUUCACAAGGAUCGACUUCUUGGAAAAGGAGGUUUUGGAGAAGUGUACAAAGGAACUCUGCCUUCCAAUGGACAAAUAGCAGUGAAAAGAGUGUCCCACGAUGCAGAGGAAGGGAUGAAGCAGUUUGUGGCUGAAAUCGUGAGCAUGGGUAAUCUGAAGCACAAGAACAUGGUUCCACUUCUUGGGUACUGUAGAAGAAAAGGUGAGUUACUUCUGGUAUCUGAAUACAUGCCCAAUGGUAGUCUUGACCAAUACUUAUUCCAUCAAGGAAAACCGCCCUUUUCAUGGCGUCGAAGACUUAUAAUCAUCAAGGAUAUAGCUUCAGCUCUAAAUUACAUGCAUACAGGAGCUCCCCAAGUUGUUCUCCACCGGGAUAUCAAGGCUUCUAAUGUUAUGUUAGACGCAGAAUUUAAUGGAAGGUUAGGGGACUUUGGUAUGGCAAGGUUUCAUGAUCAUGGGGCGGACCCUGCUACAACUGUCGCUGUGGGAACCAUAGGAUACAUGGCACCGGAGCUUGCUACAAUGGGAGCUUGCACUGCAACCGACGUUUAUGGCUUUGGUGCCUUUCUACUUGAAGUAACAUGUGGAAGGAGACCCGUUGAACCUGGGUUACCAGCUGAUAGACAGUAUUUAGUUCUAUGGGUCUGCCAAUGUUGGAAAAUGGCUUCUUUGCUCGGAGCUAGAGAUCCGAGAUUGCAAGGUGAAAUCUCAGCUGAGGAAGUCGAAAUGGUACUGAAAAUAGGGUUGCUUUGCACAAAUGCGGUGCAAGAACUGAGACCUUCCAUGGAAGAAGUUGUGCAAUACUUAAAUGAAAGCCUAAAGCUGCCUGAUAUCUCCCCAAAUUCUCCUGGUAUCGGGUCCUUUACCCCACUGAUCAUCGGAUCAAACUCCUUCCCUGCCUCCCCCACUACCAAGACCUUGUCAGCAUCCUUUUACUCUUCUUCCUCGGCCACUGACUCUACGUUUGUCACUCACUCGAUUAUACAUGGGCACGGACGGUAA